GGGGCGGGGCGCUCAGCGUUGUCCGGGUCGGGGGGAUCGUUACUGGGGCCCCGGUGUUUGUGUUGACUUGCGUCCCGGACAGAGUGAAGCGGAAGCUGGCAGCGAGCAACUCAGCUCCCGGCGCGAUGGAGACGGCGCCUCAUCCCGUCAAACUUUACGUCUACGACCUUUCCCGAGGUCUCGCUCGUCACUUCAGCCCCUUGAUGCUCGGAAAACAACUUGAUGGAAUAUGGCACACUGCAAUUGUUGUUAAUGGUGAAGAGUUCUUCUAUGGUUCAGGUGGAAUUGCCAACUGUCAGCCAGGUGGGACAUUACUUGGACCACCUGACUCUGUCAUUGAUCUCGGCACUACAGAAGUGACUGAGGAGUUAAUCAUGGACUAUUUAUCAUCUUUGGGAGAAUCAUCCUUCAGGGGAGAAUGCUACAAACUUUUUGAACAUAACUGCAAUACAUUCAGUAAUGAAGUGGCCCAGUUUCUUACUGGGAAGAAGAUUCCAUCCUAUAUCACAGACCUACCUUCUGAGGUUUUAUCAACUCCCUUUGGGCAGCUCAUUAAGCCAAUCCUAGAGUCUGUUCAGAUCCAGCCAAAUGGAGGAACCAGUAUCAAUGAAAAUAAUCAGAGCUAAUUAAACCAAUUCAAGUGUUGCUCUCUGCGGAAAAUAUGUGAUCACCAGCCUCGCAGAACUAAGCAGUGAUAUCGAAAAAAAUGAAGAUUUCCCUUCACAAGUAUCUUUCAUCAUACUUAACAUAUGUAGAACAGUCAAAAAGUGGUAGAAAAUUUCUUUUCUAAAAUGCUGUUUAAAAUGUGCAUAUACAUACUUUACUGACUUUACAGUGCAAUAUUCCAAUUUCCUUGCUCCUUUGUUAGCUGUCUUUGAAUGAACUGUGUUAAUAGGCAUUUGAAACAUUGCAUUCUUUCUUGCAAUACAAUAAUUUUAUCUGUACCACCACCUGUCCUCUGGAUUAUUCCUGAAACGUACCACCAGCAUGGACAUAUUAGUAUUUAACCACUGUAGUGCCAGUAUGAUUGUCAGUGCGUCAAUCAAUGCAAUGGAUAACUUUCCAGUUAAUGGAUUUAUUUAUUAAAUGUUUUGCAUAUUAGUGAUACAGGGAAGGGUAAUGUAAUUUCAGUCACUGCACUUUCCAUGUUGUAUAAUUGACUUAAUUACUCAUCUCAAAUUGCAGUUUGUACCACACUUGUGAAAUUUGCUCUAGGCUCUCUCAUUCGGGUUCCUUUGUCACUUCCUAUUUCCCCAGUUCAGAAACUUGUCUUGUCCAUUAUUAUAUCUUGUCGAAGGUGGCACAGAUUUUUGAGUGCCUUUUUUACCCUUUUGGUACAUCUUCUUGGCAGUUUUAAGUAUUUGGGUCCCAGUGACAUCCUGGUAAUGCACUGUUCAUAGCACAAUUCCUGUUGGGUUUGGAGCAAAUCUCAGUACUUGGGUUCAACUUAUUUCUUUAUUUAGCUUUGUUAUUUGUUAACUCUCUCUUAUUCCACUAAUCAAGUUUGAAUGUGUAUUGUAUACCGAUAAUAUAUUGGUUGAAGAAUGGAGUCAGGCCAGGUCUCCAAGUUUCAGACUACCUCAUGAUCAUUUAUUGUUCAGUACUACUGUUCCUUCAGUUUGUGCCCAUUGUUUCUGCUGUACAGGACUGCAGGGUGGUUCCCAGUUAAACAAGCAGCCUUUCCUUUCCUUUUCAGCUGGCUACUUGGUACUUGGUGGUUGAUAACACUGGACAACAAUUUUUAUUUUUUUUAAAGCAUUGCUUCCUCAAAACUUUUUAUUAUGAUAGACUGCUUGAAGCAGAACACAAAUAUAAUUUCAGACUACUCGUACCACAUAGGAUUUUGGAGAAACAAGAAAUUAACUUUUAAUGAAUAUAAUGCAUUUAAUUAUAUAACAGUACUAAUGCUUUGCAAUAGUUCAACUAAGCUAAAAAUGUUUUGUUGAUGAUUUUCAUUUUGUGCUCAGUGUCUGAGGUUUCUUGCUUAAGUGUGCAACAAUAAUCAGCCAGUAUUGAUGGAUUCCAGUUGCCCUGAUACUGUUUCUCCAUGACUGCAAUGUCCUGGUGAAACCUUUCACCAUGCUCGUCACUGACAGCGCCAAGAUUUGCAGGGAUGAAAUCAAAAUGGGAAUGCAGUAAAUUAAUCUUUCAUAAUAUGUUGCACUUCAUGGUUUUGUAUGCUUGAAGCAUGUUGUCAACCAGCUGCAUGCAAUUUGGUGCUCUGUAGGUGCCAAGAAAAUUUUCAACAACAUCCUUGAAUGCCUUCCAUGUGAUUUUCUCCGGUCCCACUAGACAUCCUUCAAAUUACCAGUCAUUGAUGACCUGCUUGUUUUAUUGACCAACAAAAAUGCCUCCCUUAAUCUUUGGCAUCAGUUAUUCUGACUUGAUCUAUGACUUGAAAUAACAAAUAUAGGCAAUUUCAAAAAAAAGUUGCGUAAUAGGAAAUUUCAUGGUGAUUUUCAUGAUCAGCAACCCAAAAUCCAUAAGAUACACCUGAAAGUGUUCAGGAAACAAAAUGUUUGUUGUCCAGUGUAAGUAUUGGCAGUUUAACCAUUUGAUUGUAUUUCAUUGAUAGUAAUUCACUUGGAGGCCAGCCUAUUAAGUACAGAGCAGGGAGUUCAUCAUUCCCUGUACUUUUUAAGAACUGUUAAAUUCUUCUUAAGCCCGUCACCCCGAAUGGGGCAUGGGCUGCCCUAGUUCCGGGCCGAAGAUUUAUCAGCCAUGUUGUUUCUAUUUUCACCAUACAAUUUUAUACAUUUCCUAGGUGAAGAUCCUUCCACUCCCUGGGGUGAGGCUUUCAAAGCUUCUGUUGGCAUUUCUGUAACUCUAGGUUUUUUAAUGGGAUGGGUUGCUAGCCUUAUGCCCAGCCCUCCUUUUGCAGCUGGGCUUGGGACCAUCUAUGCCAGAGUUAUCUGUUAAAUAAACAGACCAAAAGCUGUUCCAGUGGUUGAAUUCAAACAGUUUGAGACCAUCAAGAUCGCAGCCUUCAAUAUUUACUCUGAUUUAGACUGUGCUAAUUUGGUGUUGUAGAGAAAUGCAAAGUCUAGGUCAGGGGCGUUCAUUAAUUGCCAAUCUGUAAGCUCAGCCCUUGUGGUGCUAGAGAAAUGUUGCAGGACACAAUGGAACUAUUUCCUAGGUUGUCCACUCUCCAUGUGAAGACCUGUAAAUUGACAUGGAUAAUAAGCAGAAACUGCAGGCUCUGUUGCUAAUCAUGUUACCUCUGCCUUUUUUUUUCCGACUAGAUUAACUUGUUUGAUGACUAAAUGGCAGCAGGCGUUUAGAUAUACAAGACUUUCCUGUGUACUGUGUGAGGGUGGGCAAGCUAUUAUAAAUUGGAAGUGAGAAGACCUGGAGCUAGUCUGUGCUUCCUGUCAAAUGGCUCUGGUCUAAGCAAAAUAUGUACUGGAGCUUGUCAGAUUUAAAAUAAUACUUCCAUGAUUUCUGUGAAAGUAGGUUUUGUCUCCUGGUUUGUAGGUCUGCUCUCAAUAUCCUGAUGGUAUCUGCUAAAUUUCUCAGCUGUAAACCAGACCAGUUUAAAACGCCAGCUAAAACUUGAGCCCACUGCAGUACGGUAGAUAGUAAACCGUUGAGUCUUGUUUCUCACAACGUUGGGGUGUCUGGAACUAAUUGCUUGGCUUAUUAAGGGCAGCGUAAGAAACUCGUGCAUUGCGUGUGAUGGCAAAGCAUUGCUGCAUCGGUGCUGCAUUGUAGGAGUGCGAAAGAAGUUGUUACGGGUUGGAAUCACCUAUAUUAUUGAAUUCCAUGAUUAAUUAUAAAUUAUUUUCUUUUUGCGUCAGUUCAGUUGUUAAAUCUCAUACUACUUCCUCCUUCCAAGCUUUGUUUUCCACACUAAGGGUUACUAAUCGCUGAUGCAAAACAUUUCUGCCUCUAUCAAUACAAAUUCCUCUCUAUAUAACUAUCAACAUAACAGGAUGAUCAGUCCCUUUAGCCAGUGCAAGGAGACAGAUGAUGACAGUUUACCCAUGGGCCCUGCAGUGGAAACUGGUCUGUGACCUUGUUCACUUUGAACUGGGUAAGCGUGAUCUUACACCCUUGGAGAAACCAUGAAAGAAGCAGUUACUUCUAAACUGCAAAUUGCACUUUGAGCUUUUGCCUGUGCAAUGCUUGCAAACCAGGCUGCAGGUGAAAACCAAGAACCUAGUUACUAAUGUUUGUCAGCUGCAGCUUUGGUGUCCUGAAAGAUUGCUUUACCUUGGCCAUCUAGCAGAAAGUUUCAAUGUAAAUCCUAAAGUCUGUGAUGUAAAGUGCCUCCUUCAUUGUCCAUAGCCAUCUCUAGAUCAGCUAUCUGUACAUGGUCCUAUGUGCCAAGAGGGUUUCAAGGGCUCCUACUUAUAGAACAGCAGGUUGAGGGGAGAGGAGGGUAUCUGAGCUUAGCCUAUUGAGGUUUUGUUUUUAUGCUCUGCAGCUUUGCAUAAAGUCAGGAUUUAAAUACUGGUAUUCAUUAUUACUCCCACACUUCCUGACACAGAAAUGGAGGGAUGCUGGAAAUACUCAUUUGGUCAGUUGGCAUCUGUGAAGAGAGGAACACAAGUUAGUGUUUCAGGUUGAUACAGUCAAACAACCACAACUAUCUGGACUAAAUUGGAUUACAAUUUGUAUCCUUACUGUUACGGAUUUUAUCGAAAAUAUUGCCCACUUUUAAUAAAUAUUUGUAUCUAAACAGUGGCCCCAAUUGGUAGAAUUUAGCUCCUGUAAACCAAUGAUUCAAUAUCACUUAAAGUAACAGACUAUAAUGUUUCAAGUCCAUUUAAACUCAAAGACAUGGAAAAUAUAUUCUUAGCAUUUACUAAGAAAAUUUAAUUUGCUGUUCUUGAGAGGCAUUGGCUGGAAGAUGGGGUAAAGCAAAUCCAUUGCCAAGUCGCAGUAUCCAUUCAACUUCAUUUGCUGUCACUACAAAUCCGUAGCAGUUCACCUUGCAAUUGUGCUUUUACAAAGGACUCGUUUUCAGUUGUGUUUAUUUAAUUUUUAAUGUCAGGAUUACUCCUUUAGCUUCUGAUUUGAAAGCAUGGUGAUUUCUCAGUAUCCUAUUACUCAGUUAUGUUACAAAGCUGCUUGCUGCUGGAAAUCUGCCAUUAUUUAUAUUGAUUCUUCCCCAGGCUGUUGGGUUUAGCAGUUCAUUUUGUGCAGAUUACAGUUUGUUAAUUUUUUUGUGUUGUAUUAAUUUCAUCACUGAAUCUGAAUGCCUCUCACUGCAUUGUCUUGGUGGAAAGGAUGGACACUUUCUGACAUUGCUUAUGUUCCUAGUAGCUGGGAGUAGCUCCUGUCUGCUGCUUGUGAAGUGACAUUGGCUGUCAUGUUCACCUGCAACUGUGAGCAUCCAUGAUCCAAGGAACUGAAAGGGACACCUGUCAUUCUGAAAUGCCCUGGAGGGGGUUUGGAGCUGCCUUUCAUAGACAGAAUUAUUGUUAAAUUUGUACCCUAUGCAACUGUUGUAGUGGCACAGUUUCUCCUUUUCUCCUUCCCCCCCCCCCCCCGCCCCCACCACCAACCAACAGAAUGAAAUGGUGAAACGUAGUUGCUGAAUAUCCAAGGUAAAUCUGUGGAGUAAUAUGACUGUAAUUCAGAAACUCUUCAGUCAGGUUCAUGUAGUUGUUAUGCAGUUCACUUCUUGAUUCAGUCUCCUGCGAAUUAACUCGCACUGUAAUGGGCAGGAUCCAUCUUGUCCCGUCUUGCACUGCGAUGGGAGGCUGUAGCUGUGUCCUGGCUUCCUCCUGCAAACCUGGAGGGUUAAACUGUCCACUUACUGCUAGAGACUGCCAUGGGGGCGCAGUGCUAACUUCCUGCAGAGUAGUUUCACCAUUUGCUUGACCCUUCUAGCUCACAGAUAUCUACAGAAAAGGGGGAACGUUACUAGUUUUGGCACAAUACUUGAAGAGAAUGUUGGUUUAGAUCAAGGCCUGUGUGUUUGUCAAUACUGAAACCUAUGAAUGUCUCUUGAACUGCCCUAAGUAGUUCUUUUUCGGCUAUCCAUCGAUUUCGAUGUUGACUGUGUUGAGAGUUUAGUCUCUGCAGGCUUGUUUAUCAUACCAUCCAGAAACUCUACUCCAACACGCCUUGCACAGUGAUAAGACAGACGGUGUCGUGUCCCCACCAUACAGUCCCUCUGAGCUUCCAAAUCUGACGCUAAGUGGUACACAGGAGUGUAACAGACUUAGCGGAUAAGGAAGCUGCCCCGCAGUGACAACUGACCAGUCUGGCGAUGCCAUCCGUUGACCAACACUCUGGUUCCUCCGCGUGCCACCAAGGUGGCUGUACUGUUGACCCUUUCGGAUUCAUCUGCCACAGACACCAUCAGACGCCCUGCUGCCGAUCCUCGUUGGGUGCAGCCUUUGCCCGAAGUGGCAUAACCUACAAAGUAGCAAAGGCAUGCCUUUGACUUAGCUAGCCACGAUCCUACUACUAAAUCUAGUCUAGUAGUAUACCGAUGGAACAUCACCCUCAUGAUUAGGUUACACCUGCCAGUGAACGAAUCUCUGCCGUACUUCACUGAUGUUCAGCCAGUGGCACUCAUACACCCUAACUAGUUAGUUCUCAGUUGAAAGACAAUUGGACCAGUUAAUGCUCUUCUCACCCACAACAUCCACACACUGAGAAUGAAGUAACAAUCAGAUCAAAUAUCUGAAUCUGCACUGAGCUUGCAGUGUUGCUGUACUAUUAGAAUGUGAAAUAAAGUAGGGUGUAAACAGACAACAUUUUAGUCACCUGAACUCUUAAUCUCACAUCCAGGGAACAGUUUUAAUGCUGAAGCUAUGUGGUAAAUGAACAUUAAAAAUGGUGGGUUUCAAUCAGUGUUGAAUGAAAAUUGUGAUUGGCUGAUGAGUUGUUUCCACCUUCAGUUUUGAUACAAAAUAUUGGUCAAAUUCUCAUGGCAUCAUAGAGAUUGAGAAAAGCUGUACUUGUACAAUUGUUCUUUAAUUUGUUGAAAAGAAGCUACUGUAUAUCCAGCUGCCUGAAACGUCCUGAAUGAAUUGUGCUCCAUGUCUUGCCCUGACAGAAUGCUUAUAUGAUCGAUCAUUUGCACAGCAGUGAUUUUAAACGAUGCACAUUCCACAUCACGUUGAACUGCACGUGAUCUGCUUUACCCUUUCUGAAGUUCGUGGCCCUUUCUUCCAGCUACAAUGUUCCUUAUACUUUAGCUUUGCACUCCAACUUGUUUCCUCGGAACCAGGAGAGUUUUAAAUGUCAGUUUGUAAAUUUGUUUUUGCUUCAAAUAAACUGCAUUUGCUGCUCACUGUU
Hypanus sabinus (Atlantic stingray) is the source of this 7257-nucleotide messenger RNA. Its product is annotated as desumoylating isopeptidase 1-like. The coding region runs from base 126 to 626 and encodes 166 amino acids. The record is from RefSeq and is a predicted model, not a curated record. The transcript is spliced from 6 exons. Gene Ontology annotation, biological process: protein modification by small protein removal. NCBI's taxonomy places the organism in Eukaryota, Metazoa, Chordata, Chondrichthyes, Myliobatiformes, Dasyatidae. Gene Ontology annotation, molecular function: peptidase activity.